AUGGCCAUACCUCAAUUCCUCUAUGCUAUCGACCUAAGCGCUAAGCACCCAGCACAGGGCCAACUCAAAGUCCGGCUUGACUAUGGUCUAGCAACCCAGCCCGUUCCGGGCGUGUCAGAAAGUACGAGGAAAGAAAGUCAGCAUCAGUAUCUAUUUUCCUCUUAUCUUGUCUUCAAUGAACCUGUAUCGUCUUUCACAGACGGUCAGCUGAGACAGAUGGCCCAAGUUGCACAUGCAGAAAUGGAAAAGGAUAUGCAACAAUAUAAGCCUACAUUGUUCGCCACGCCGGGUGGUAAGCCAAUCUAUCUCCCUACGGUUAUGACUAUCGUGGCUUUUGGGAACGAGAUUAUUCUAUCUUCUUCCCAGAAGGGACUCGAUGGUUUUCUUAAUCAGUGGCCCCAGAGCCCGGUCAAACUGGCUCUUGAUCGCUGCAGUGCCAUUUGGCGAGAUCGUGUUAUCAGUGACUCAGAGAGUACUGCAAAUCCUGCCGCCGGUCACAAAAACAAGGCCAAGUGUGGCGAAGUCAAUGCAUUUCAUCAGUACUAUAUGACACACACGACGUCAAUUCCAGAGGUCGAUCCCAAAGUACGUGUCACAACUGUUGCCAGAACCGGGAAUAGUUACAUUAUCUUUCCCCCUUGCGGUACCGAUAAAAACGGAGAGGAUGAAAAG
Molecule: messenger RNA, 672 nt
Organism: Fusarium pseudograminearum CS3096
Lineage: Eukaryota; Fungi; Ascomycota; Sordariomycetes; Hypocreales; Nectriaceae
Exons: 3
Source: RefSeq, a predicted model, not a curated record